Messenger RNA from Tinamus guttatus (white-throated tinamou), 1510 nucleotides. The record is from RefSeq and is a predicted model, not a curated record. Lineage: Eukaryota; Metazoa; Chordata; Aves; Tinamiformes; Tinamidae.
AUGCGUUUGGUUGUUGUGGAUCCCGGCUGGCUGGGAAUCAUUGGAGAUAAACAUCUCAUUUCAAGUGCAACCAUUGAGGACCCAACAGCUGAGGGAACUGAUGAGAAAACUGCAUUUGUGCUUCAUACAAGCCAUGUAACCAGCACCCACAGGCACGACGUUUGGGGAAUCAAACAGCCAGCGCUCUCUAAGAUGACACAAAUCCCAAAUCCAGCCCUGCAUGAUAGCCUGGGAGAUUUUCCUUUCGGCAGUAAAGAGAGCCCCGCAGGCGCCUGGGCGCGCUCCUUACAGCGGCCCCCGCCUGCCCGCGAAUUGAUUGCCGCCAGCUGGAGCUCAUGGCUCCUAUCCAAGGCUCAGGCCAUAAUCCCACGGGUGCGGAGCCUCCCAUCCAUGGUCGCUCCCAGAGGCCGCGCGGCCAGGCCCGAUCCCCGGACUACGUUUCCCAGCGGCGCCCGGCGGGAGGCGGGCGGAGAAGCUGGUGUGAAAGCAAAUGUGAACAAAAGAAAGAAGCAAAUUUUGAAAAUUGGACAUGGUGGCACUUUGGACAGUGCGGCUACAGGAGUUUUGGUGGUUGGUAUUGGAAAAGGAACAAAAAUGCUGAGCGCUAUAUUGGCAGGUUCAAAGAAAUACACUGCUAUUGGACGACUGGGCAAAGCUACUGAUACUUUAGAUGCUACAGGAAAAGUCACUGAAGAAAAACCUUAUGAUAAGGUAACAAAAGGAGAUCUUGAAAGCGUGUUGCAAAAGUUCACAGGGGACAUAAUGCAAGUUCCUCCACUCUAUUCUGCUUUGAAGAAGGAUGGAGAGAGGCUAUCAUCUCUGAUGAAGAGAGGAGAAGCAGUUGAAGCAAAGCCUGCUCGGCCAGUAAGAGUGUACAGUCUCUCUCUCCAACACUUCCAGCCGCCACUGUUCACACUGGAUGUCGAAUGUGGUGGUGGCUUUUAUGUCAGGAGCCUGGUCAGCGACAUUGGCAAAGAACUCUCUACCUGUGCCAGUGUGCAAGAGCUGACCCGAACCAAGCAGGGGCCGUUUACGCUAGAGGAGCAUGCACUUCAUGAAGACAAAUGGACAAUUGAUGAAAUUGCACGAUCCUUAGAGCAUUGCAUGUCUCUCCUCCCCAGAGAGCCAUCUCAUAAAAAAUUUAAGACAGAGGAUCCUGAAGAAACUGCUGUGAGCUGUGAAGAUAAGUGAUAAGUUGGGUCAAGGAGAAAGACUGAAUGAUUGAGACAUUUUAAGAUUGGAUUGGGAUUGUCUUGCCUCUCGUGUGAAUUUACAGGCCUGUAUUGGGAGGGUGAGAAACUGCAAGGCAAGAAAAAUGAUUCUUUAUUUUUUUUUUUUCCUGGAAUAUGCACUGAAAAUAUCUAGUGUUUGCUGUUUCGCAAUCUGUUUCCCUUGUUGUAUAUUGUAAAUGGGUCAGCUACUAAUGUCAAGUCUUCAUAAAUUCUUUAGAGAACCUGUAGGAUGCAAUGUAUCUUUUGUUACUAAUUUGUCAAUAAAGAUUAAGAUUUGC